CUAUAUAAAUACGAGAAAUGCCUCUCAGUUUACAUAUAGACAAAGAAAGCAGAGCAUGUGCCAGCGUCUUCACCAACAGAGCAUCAGCACCAGGCGGCAACUAAAUACUCUUCCCAACCUACCCAUUUUACCAACCAGAAGCCAUUUUCGAUUAAAAUAACGAAAUAAAAGCCUAUUUUUAAUCAACUUUUUAUCCAUUUUUACCCAUUUAAGAUCCAACAUUUGGCAUUUAUUCCAAACUUUAUCUAAAUUUUAGAAACCCUUUUUCUGCUAGAAAAAUUAUUAAUAAUGGUAGAAAAAUAGAUAAAAAGUUUUAGUAAGGUUUUUAAGAAAAAAAUCUUUUUUCUUCUUCUGAUAUUCUGGGAAUCCUUAUCCAUAAUCUAUUCAGCACUUAUCGUCUUUGCUUAUCUUUUCUUUUUAUUCGAGAUCGUUUCUUCUUCUCUUUUUAUUUACCCCAGCUCCUUCUCUUUUUUCUUCUUUUAAUCCCCUUUCCAGAUUAAAAAAGUUUGGGUGUUUGUUUUUUUUGUCUGGGUUUAGAGUUUUUUAUUAUUAUUAUAGAAAAACAAACCCUUGAGGAAUCGCUGUGUUUGAAGCUAACUCUUUGGAUUUCAUCAAAGGGGGGUUGUUCUAAAGGAUGGUUUUGGUGUCGGUUUUUUUGGAGAUUUUAAGGAAACCCACAAUUGGGGAUGUUUUGAAGGAGCUAAUGAUUUUCAUAGCUCCUUUAUGGAUUGCUGUAAUUGUUGGUGUUUUAGUCGGAUGGGCUUGGAAGCCAAAGUGGGCAAAUAUAGGCAGAGAAAUGAUGAUUGAUUGCGCUGUCUCUAAAGAUUCAACACCUGCAUCUUCAGAUUCUUCAUCUACAAGUUUUAAUCUCAUUUCAAGCUUGAAUUCGAUCAAAUUUCUAUUGCCUAGUUGCAUCUCUUGGAUUACAGAUGAUGAAGCUCAAAGCGAUCCUUUUUCUUUGCUACCCACCGUUGAUUCCAAUUGCAGUUCAUCACAGAUUCCAAAGGGGAAAACUAGUUUUGUGACAAAUGAGGAUUUAGAGCAUUUUGUUAAUUUAGUUGAAGAAAAAGAUGGAGGACCUGCUUGGAUUCAUAUGAUGGAUUGUUCUACUCCGACUAUGUUUUAUCAAGCUUGGCAAAGAGAUCUUGAGGCUGGUCCUACGGAAUAUCGUAGCCGAACCGUUUUCGAAGACACCACUCCCGAGAUGGUGAGGGAUUUCUUUUGGGACGAUGAGUUUCGACCCAAGUGGGAUAACAUGCUUGUUAGUGCUGCAACUAUGGAGGAAUGUCCCACCACUGGGACCAUGGUGGUUCAUUGGGUUCGCAAGUUUCCUUUCUUCUGCAGUGAUAGAGAAUACGUGUUCGGUCGUCGGAUUUGGGAGUCCGGGCGUGCAUAUUAUUGUGUUACUAAGGGAGUACCAUAUGCUUCUGUACCGAGGAAAAACAAACCCAGGCGUGUCGAUUUAUACUAUUCGAGUUGGUUAAUCCGUGCAGUUGAAUCAAGGAAAGGAGACGGUCAGCUAACUGCAUGCGAGGUGUUACUUUUCCAUCACGAAGAUAUGGGUAUACCAUGGAAAAUUGCAAAGGUUGGCGUCCGGCAAGGCAUGUGGGGAACCGUCAAGAAGAUCGACCCCGGCCUACGUGCAUAUCAAAAGGAAAGAACAUCCGGAAAUACGCUAUCCCAUUGCGCUUUCAUGGCUCAGAUAAACAGUAAAAUAAGUGCAGACUAUCUGAGAUCCUUUGAAAGCAAAAGUAAUGAUUCAUCAGAGCUCGAAACACAUAAUUCAUCUGAGAAACCGUCGGGGAAAAACAUUCCCAAACUUUUAGUUGUCAGUGGGGCUAUCGCCCUUGCUUGUAGUUUUGAUCGAGGCCUCUUGACCAAAGCUGUUAUAUUCGGAGUAGCUCGAAGGUUUGCAAACAUCGGAAAGAGAUUGUAACUCGGGUAUAUUUUCUGUCGUGAUUCCGAGUGUGCCAGCAGAGCUAAUUGCUGCUGCAAAUGAAAGUGAGAGAUGUUACCACCAAGGGCCAAAAUCUUUUUGCUUGCCUGCUUUUUUUAAAGGAUCGAAGAUCGUAAACUCUUUUUAAACUUCCGGGCUGCGAAGUUUGGAACCGGGGAAAUAAAGAUCAGAUAGUUGGAUUAUAAAA
This is a messenger RNA of Gossypium arboreum, 2144 nucleotides long. RefSeq lists its product as uncharacterized. The record is from RefSeq and is a predicted model, not a curated record. Lineage: Eukaryota; Viridiplantae; Streptophyta; Magnoliopsida; Malvales; Malvaceae. The coding region runs from base 635 to 1936 and encodes 433 amino acids. The transcript has 6 exons. Gene Ontology annotation, molecular function: lipid binding.